This is a messenger RNA of Dujonia railenensis, 1131 nucleotides long. Lineage: Eukaryota; Fungi; Ascomycota; Pichiomycetes; Serinales; Debaryomycetaceae. The record is from the annotation of a GenBank genome assembly.
AUGUCCUCAGACGGAGAAUUCACAAGGACCCAAAUUUUUGGAACUGUUUUCGAAAUAACAAAUAGAUACACAGACCUCAACCCUGUCGGUAUGGGGGCCUUUGGUCUUGUGUGCUCAGCCAUCGACAAAUUGACCGGACAGAACGUUGCCGUCAAAAAGAUCAUGAAACCAUUCCUGACGUCGGUGUUGGCGAAGAGAACAUAUAGGGAAUUGAAGCUUUUGAAACAUCUCAGACACGAGAAUUUGAUCACAUUGGAUGACAUCUUUUUGUCUCCUUUGGAAGAUAUUUACUUCGUUACGGAGCUUCAAGGAACAGACUUACAUAGAUUGCUUACACUGAGACCUCUUGAAAAGCAAUUCAUCCAGUACUUCACGUACCAGAUCUUGAGAGGGUUAAAGUAUGUUCACAGUGCUGGUGUCAUCCAUAGAGACUUGAAGCCAUCCAACAUUUUGAUCAACGAAAACUGUGAUUUGAAAAUUUGCGACUUCGGUUUGGCAAGAAUUCAAGAUCCUCAAAUGACUGGAUAUGUUUCAACCAGAUUCUACAGAGCCCCAGAGAUCAUGUUGACAUGGCAAAAGUACGAUACUGAGGUGGAUUUAUGGUCCGUUGGGUGUAUUUUAAGUGAAAUGAUUGAAGGAACACCUCUUUUCCCAGGUAAAGAUCACGUCCAUCAAUUCUCAAUCAUUACAGAACUUUUGGGUUCUCCACCACCUGACGUUAUCGACACUAUUUGUUCUGAAAACACUUUAAGAUUUGUUCAAUCCUUACCACACAGAGAUCCGAUCCCAUUCAGUGAAAGAUUCGGUCAAUGUACUCACGUAGAGCCUGAGGCCAUUGACUUGUUAGGUAAAAUGCUUAUCUUUGACCCUAAGAAGAGAAUCAGUGCGGCAGAUGCUUUGACUCACCAAUACAUGGAACCUUACCAUGAUCCAACAGAUGAACCUGCUUGUGACGUCAAGUUCGAUUGGAGUUUUAAUGACGCUGACUUGCCGGUAGAUACCUGGAGAGUUAUGAUGUACAGUGAGAUUUUAGAUUUCCACCAAAUUGUUGGAGCUGGACAAUCACAGGAGGAUCAAAUGGCGCAAAUCCAACAAGGAGGAAUUCAAGCACAGCAACAGAAAGUUGAGUAA